Messenger RNA from Plenodomus lingam JN3, 648 nucleotides. RefSeq lists its product as uncharacterized. Gene Ontology annotation, biological process: endoplasmic reticulum to Golgi vesicle-mediated transport; retrograde vesicle-mediated transport, Golgi to endoplasmic reticulum; vesicle fusion with Golgi apparatus. Gene Ontology annotation, cellular component: Golgi membrane; ER to Golgi transport vesicle membrane; endoplasmic reticulum-Golgi intermediate compartment. The record is from RefSeq and is a predicted model, not a curated record. NCBI's taxonomy places the organism in Eukaryota, Fungi, Ascomycota, Dothideomycetes, Pleosporales, Leptosphaeriaceae. Gene Ontology annotation, molecular function: SNAP receptor activity.
AUGAUCAAGCACACCAUGAUAUCGCGGCUGGACGGCCUUCUCUUGACGGCUUCGGUCGACGACGGAGAGACGGACGCCGAGUUCAAUGAGGUCAAGAGCAAGGUCAAGCUGGUGCAGCGCCGCCUGAACCGCAACUCAGAACCCCAGGCCAGCAUAGAGAGUGGCCGCUACACAUACCACUACCUCAUCGAGGGCGAGCUGUGCUUCAUUUGCAUCUGCGAUCGCUCCUACCCGCGCAAACUUGCCUUCACAUACCUCUCUGACCUCUCCCGCGAAUUCACGACUACCUACCAGCCCCAACAGUACCUCUCACCAACAUGCCGGCCAUACGCCUUUGUCGAGUUUGACACAUUCAUCCAGCGCACAAAGAAGACGUACCAAGACUCGAGAGCGACGCAGAACCUCGACAAGCUCAACGAUGAGCUCAAGGAUGUCACAAAGGUCAUGACUAAGAAUAUCGAGGACUUACUCUACCGAGGCGACAGUCUGGAGCGCAUGGGAGAUAUAUCGAGUAGGCUGCGUGAAGACAGUAGAAAGUACAAAAAGGCCGCCGUGCGCAUCAACUGGGAGCUGCUUUUGAAGCAGUAUGGCCCUAUUGGAGGUCUAGCGUUUAUCCUCAUUGUUUUCAUCUGGUGGCGCUUCUUUUAA